AUGGCCACUGUGACCCUGUCAUCCGUGUUGGACAAACAGAUUCGCAGCCUCUGUCUGAAAGACUUCCCAUGUGGGUGUGGUACCUGGGUGAAGGACGAAGGGAGAGACGGUGCAGAGAAGGAGGAGAAGGAAAGCCUCCGGGACCUCCUGACCUGUCCCAUGUCUCCAUGGCGACAGGAGGGGUCCUGGAGCCCCCAGGUGUCCACCCUGAGGGAGCUGUGUGUGGGAGGGCCUGAAGGUCGUCCUGAUGACACCGUCCACACACACUUCAUCACCCUGAGGAUCGUGGAUAAAGGUGUGUCCGUGGUCGACGAAGACCUUUUACGGUUCUCCAGUUUGAGAGAGCUGGUGCUGAGUGCUAACAGUAUCUCUGAUCUGCAUAGCGGCAGUCUUCCCUCCGCCCUCAGAGUGUUGGAGCUGUAUUCCAACCAGGUGUCUGACCUGAAGGGGCUAAGCUGCCAUCCGCGGCCCAGCUUGCAGCACCUGGGUCUGGGCGCCAACCGGCUGGGCUCCCCUGCAGACGUCCAGCUCCUCACCGGGGCGUUCUGGCCACAGCUGGUCUCUCUGGACCUCAGCUGGUCUGACUUCCAGGGACAUCGUAUCAUGGUGGAGGCCCUGGCCACCCUGCCCUGCCUGAGGACCCUGGUCCUGCAGGGAAACCCCCUCACCCUGACCCCCUCCUUCCCAGGGUUCACCUUGGACAGCCUUCCCCGGCUGCUGUACCUGGACGCUGCCAGGGUCACGCCUGACGAUCGUCAUCGCUUCAGAGGCCUGGCAAACAUGAGAGACAUGAUAUUGGACCAGGCGGUUGUCAUGGUAACUGUGGGUAAAAUGAGGGGUGUUCCUGAUCCACUGAUUGGUCAGUGUGACAACGCGCCCGAGUUUCCUGUCGUCACUUACACCUACUCUGUCAACUACGAGUUUCUCAACCGACAGCCCUCCGCUGCUGACGUCCAGCAGGUGAGCGUGGAGGGUGCUUCGCUAGCGGACGCAGCACCAGGCUCUGCAGAGGAGAGACCAGAUGCUCCGAAGCCAGAUCAUGUCAUCAGCACCACAGGAAGCGCGGGGAAUCCUCACCGUCGUUCCCACAGUGUGGUAAAACACAGCACACCGAAGCUGGUGUGGGCAGAGACCAUGGACUUCUGCCACACUGGCGUCCACGGUGUUGCCGACCUGGGCCUGCUAAAGAGCUUCCUCCUUGGAGGCCUGUCUCUGACCGUCGAGGAGGAGAAGGUCCUAUCUUGGCCUGCCCCAGACCUAAACCUUAUCCCAGGACCCAAACCCAACCCAGACAAGAAAGGGGGCAAAGAUUGUGUAGGCCCCGUAAGCAAAACCGGCUCCGUGCCAAAAUCGAAAGACAAGAAGAAGAAGGAGUCGACGGCGGACCUGAUCCCAGACGCUCCGAUCCGGAGGGCUCUGGGCUCGGUCCACGUACCCCUCCAGGACCUCUCCAUGGGGGGUCACAGGGUCACGGUCCUGUGUGACCUGGGGGUGCAGCAAACAGAACACGGGGUGAGGACCACGGCUUCAAGAGAGAAGGAGUCGAGUAAGAAAACCAAAGACGAGAAGAAGAAGGAGGAGAAGAAAGGAAAGGCCGCAGACCAGAAGAGCGCUACAGCCCCUAAAGGUAAGGGGAAAGGACGUAAGGAAAGUGAGAUGGACGUGCACGCAGAAGACGCUGUUUCCAACCAGCCUGAGCCCAUGUCUGUGGAGUUCACGGUGCAGCUGGAGAAAUGGCUGUCCACUUCAGACGCCCAACAGCCACUACACAACCUAGUCCUCACAGGCUGA
Hypomesus transpacificus is the source of this 1791-nucleotide messenger RNA. RefSeq names its product leucine-rich repeat-containing protein 43-like. Gene Ontology annotation, molecular function: protein binding. The transcript is spliced from 12 exons. NCBI's taxonomy places the organism in Eukaryota, Metazoa, Chordata, Actinopteri, Osmeriformes, Osmeridae. The record is from RefSeq and is a predicted model, not a curated record. The coding region runs from base 1 to 1791 and encodes 596 amino acids.